CAAUUAAUUAAUUAAUUCACCAUCACUCCCCACGUAUAUAUACACGCUCCCCCACCACCUUUGUCUUUUACCAUUAUAAUGUUUCCUUGAAAUCAUACCAAACCCAAACCCAAACCCACGCAAGGGACACGCACGAUUCUCUAUAAAUAUAUAUAUGGAGAGAGAGAAAGCGGUUGUGCUAACCCUUCUUCUCGUUCAACAAUUGUCAAGCCCAUGUUUUCACCCAAACCCAUUUCGAUUCUCUUCUUGUUUUGGUAAGAAACGGUGAGAAAAUCCUGUUAAGUUGUGACAAUUGCAUACGUGAUGGCCAUACAAGCGCAGUUGUGUUCGGAUAAUUUUGGGUUUUCUUUGGGAGGGCCAACGAAUUGGAUGGACAGUGGUUAUGGAUUCAAUGAGUCGUGUUUCAAUCUUCCGCAGAGACAGAAUUUGUUGCAGAAAACACAAAAUCCUUGUUUUCAAGACGGUGGGUUGAUUUCCGAUCACAAGAACGAUCAAGAUUUGGGUUUUUCUAUGAACGUAUUGGCGCAGAUUGAGAUGCAGAGACUAGAGGUUGAUCGGUUCAUCUGUCUACAGAAUGAGAGAUUGAAAUUGGCUUUGCAAGAGCAGAGAAAACAGCAAAUCUUGUUGCUCCUGAGGAAAUUCGAAGCAAAAGCAGAGUACUUACUGAAACAGAAAGACGAAGAGAUUUCCAAAGCCAUGAACAGAACAGGGGAGCUCGAACAGUUCUUGAGAACGAUAGAGAUCGAGAGCCAGAAUUGGCAGAGACUGGCCAACGAAAACGAAGCCUUGGUUUCAAGCCUCAACAAUUCAAUCGAACGGCUCAAAGAAAACCAGUGUUUCACCAAUUGGGUUGAAGAUGCAGAGUCCUGCUGCGAUGAGGAAACAGGGGAAAACAGGGGAGGAGAAAAUGAAGAACAGAACGCGAGGAAGAUGCUGUGCAAAUGCUGCAAUUCUCGAAAUUCGUGUGUUGUUUUUCUACCCUGUAGACAUCUUUGUUCGUGCAGAUCUUGCCAAGGUUUCUUGAUUUCUUGCCCUGUUUGUGGGGUGGUGAAGAAGGCCAGCAUUGAGGCUGUGAUGUGAUUUUCUUGGGAAAUAUUGUUUUUUUUUUUUUUUUCCUGGAAAAGAAGAAAAAAUUGGUGGAUUUGGUCGAAGUGAGGGUAAAUGAACAGAAACCCAGUUGGUCAUUUCCUUUUUUUUCCCCUUUUUUUUUUUUUUUUCACUGUUGUCCCUUUUUGGGGUGUCUGUGUUCAGAUUGGAUUUGUACUUUUUAACCAACAACCCCCACUAAUGAAUUGAACAGAUUUUACUGAAGAAAA
Molecule: messenger RNA, 1316 nt
Organism: Rhododendron vialii
Lineage: Eukaryota; Viridiplantae; Streptophyta; Magnoliopsida; Ericales; Ericaceae
Product: probable BOI-related E3 ubiquitin-protein ligase 2
Exons: 2
Coding region: 304-1080 (258 amino acids)
Molecular function (GO): ubiquitin-protein transferase activity
Source: RefSeq, a predicted model, not a curated record